Molecule: messenger RNA, 690 nt
Organism: Coniophora puteana RWD-64-598 SS2
Lineage: Eukaryota; Fungi; Basidiomycota; Agaricomycetes; Boletales; Coniophoraceae
Exons: 9
Coding region: 1-690 (229 amino acids)
Source: RefSeq, a predicted model, not a curated record
AUGUUCCUCUACGGCAUUGUAACGAGCCAGGUUAUCCGAUACUUUGGGGCCUUACGCAGGAUAAACGAGAGUCUCACGUUUCGGAUCCUGUUCAUCUCCGUGUUCCUCGUGGAUACGACAUAUACCGUCGUCACGAUAUAUUUGGUUUGGUUUUUCGCAAUCUCACACUACGGCGAUCCCGCUGUCCUCUCGUUGCCAGUGUGGCCCUUGGAAAUCAUUCCAAUAUCGUUAGCCUGGCCAGCUUUUGUAACUCAGCUAUAUUUCAUCCGACGCCUGUGGCGAUUGAUCCCAAGCAAAAUUCUGGUCAUAUUCUCUUCUGUGCUGGCGACAAGCAGCCUGCUGCUUGCCGCUAUGCUUACAGCUAGAUUGUUUUAUCACCGCGUCGCUAUGCUCACAACGCGUACAGGCUCGCUGACCAUAGCGCUUUUACGAGCUCGAACCGGGAUAAUCAGAGUCGACUACCUUAUCUACCGGUUUACGCGUGGUGCCAUACAGACUGGCCUUUUCGCUGGAAUUGCGACCCUGGGUGGUUUAGUGUGCUUCUUUUGUGCCCGCGACACAUCACUGGACUUGUUGUUUGGCAUCCCAACGGGGCGAGUGUACACAUUGGUGUGUGCGUUCUGUUCCUAUUUCUACAUGAGGAGCUUAGCGUCGUCUAGACUCUAUUAUAUUCAGUCCUCCUCCGAGUAG